This is a messenger RNA of Fomitopsis serialis, 1129 nucleotides long. RefSeq lists its product as uncharacterized. The transcript has 5 exons. The record is from RefSeq and is a predicted model, not a curated record. Lineage: Eukaryota; Fungi; Basidiomycota; Agaricomycetes; Polyporales; Fomitopsidaceae. Bases 133 to 804 code for a protein of 223 amino acids.
CUCCCUCCUCGCACGACCUCCUCGUCCGCCGCUCUCACCUCGCAGGCUUCAAGAGGACACGCCCGACAAUGAUGGACGACGUGAGGCUCAUUCUUCCUGCGUACCGGUGUCAGUCUACUGACGCGAGUCCAGAUGGACAUGGACACCGUCAUGGACGUUGGCGGGUCGGCACCCCCACCACAGCCCCAACUGAGCCACGCGCCCUCGGGCAGCCAGCCCCCCUCGAACCAAGACUUCAACUCCGCAUCUAAUGGGAUGCCCAGCAUUGUGGCCGCUACAAUGCAAGCUUCACUUCAAGCCCGCGACCCCUUCCGGGACAUCUCAGUGAAAGUACACAUCCGUAGGCCUGACAAGGACUCAUGGACCUAUCUUGGCCGCGCCCUCGUUGCCCAGGAACAGUCGCGCAUCGUCGUACGCUCUGCUGCCUCCCGCAAGAUCAUGACCACUUUUGGAGAGGACGCCCCUCUUCAGGCUGAGAAGCGCGGCAACUUCGUCGUAGUAGGUUGCAUUGAGGGCACCCGUGUGGUCUCAUGGUCCUUCAACGCUCAGAACAACUCGGAGACCCUCCGCUUGCUCGCCAGCAUCGAGCUCACCUGUGACUCGCGCAGGUUCUCUUCCAACUCUUCUCAGCAGAGUUCGCACCGUCGUCUCAUCGCGCGCAUGAUAAAAGACGACCGCAGGAAGCGUCACAGGCGCCGCAAGGAUACAGACAACCUCGUGGCGGCGCUGGAGCGCACCGGGCUCGACUCGACGCCCGCGGACCAACCUAUGGCCGCCGCGGAGCCCGUCGCCGUCCAACAGUGAUGUCGACUUGUGCGGACGCCGUUGGCGACCGCCGUCACCGGUGCGCGCAGAAGCCAAGAGCCUUGUGUAAAUGUAUACUAUCCGUUCUGUCCACCGUCGACGCACUGUACGCCUGCUCUGCUUAUUCUCCACUUGCAUAUGUAUCCAGAGGAACUGUCUCUAGUAGCACCGCAGAGUCUGUCUCAUCCUCCUCAUCAUAUUUGCUUCUCAAUCUCUCAGCCUCUCCAUCUCUCAUAUCCCUCGCUACUUACAUCUUGAUGCCUGGACUGCCGCGACGGAGUAUACCUUCGUCUCGAUGUCGUUCGCACUCGUAGAUCGGGCUCAC